Messenger RNA from Pyricularia pennisetigena, 3534 nucleotides. RefSeq lists its product as uncharacterized. Gene Ontology annotation, cellular component: nucleus; SWI/SNF complex. Gene Ontology annotation, biological process: regulation of transcription by RNA polymerase II. The coding region runs from base 1 to 3534 and encodes 1177 amino acids. The transcript has a single exon. The record is from RefSeq and is a predicted model, not a curated record. NCBI's taxonomy places the organism in Eukaryota, Fungi, Ascomycota, Sordariomycetes, Magnaporthales, Pyriculariaceae. Gene Ontology annotation, molecular function: transcription cis-regulatory region binding.
AUGAGCUCCUGGAUGAACGACGCCUCAGCCGCUCUCCCCAACCAUAAUGGCAACGGCUUUACACAUCACGUCAGCGAUCCUUCCCAGUCUUCAGGAGCCAUGAUGGACCCGUCUGCCUAUAUGGCCAAUUCGGGCCAAUUCAAUCCCGCCGCCACCGCGCAGUUCGGUAACCCUCAACAAAUGCUCGCGAUGCAGAACGGGAACAUGCGCAACCAGCCCGGCGGCUUUCCCAACCCCGUGUAUCAAACGAACUCCGUUAUCCCAUCGAAGCGACCUCGACCGCGUGAAGACAGCCUCGCGGGCUCGCCCAGGCCGGCCCCGGGAAUGGCGCCAACUUCUCGCGCUGAGACGCCUCAGCAAAAUCAUUAUGCGAAUUAUCCACCGCAGCAGCAACAACAACAGCCUCAACAACAGCCUCCCCAACAACAGGCGUCACAGCAAUCACAACAACAACAGCAACAAACUACUUCCGGACAACCAUCUCCAUACCCUCAUCUUCAGACCAAUGGGUCGGCUAACGCGACUCCUUCCCCAAUAAUGGCAAACCAAAUGCGACCUGGCAGUGUACCUCAACGAGUGUCAACAGCAUCUCCCCAUCCGUAUUCCCCUGCAGGCCAAAACUUCGGACAUCAACCAUCACCUGCGCCCUCUGAACAAGGCGGAACGCCGCAGCCGAACGCGUACAUGCAGCAAGGGAAUUACCCUCCUGCCUUUAAUCAGCAGUUUGCACCAAGUCCGUCUCAAGCGCGACAUACCCAAAGUCCUAUGGGGGGACAAAUGCCUGGGCAGAUGGGUGGCCCCAUGGGAGGGCAGAUGAUGCCUCAGCCGAUGGGCCACUUACCGCCCCAGGUCGGGCAAAUGUCGCCGCAGCAAAUGAGCCAGAUGGGCAUGAUGGGCCAGAUGCCACCACAAAUGUUUCCAGGUCAGAUGCAACAAAUGAAUCAAAUGCAACAAAUGCAACAUUUUCAACAACUGCAGCAGAUGCCGCAGGCUGCAAGAGACCAACAGAAACUCCUCCAGCAGAUGCAGAUGCAACGUCAAUUCCAGCAGCAGCAGCAGCAGCAUCAGCAGCCACCUAACCAACAUAGACAACCCCAGCCUCAGCAACCCCCGUCACAACAACAACAUCCUCAACAGGUGGCUCAGUCGCCUUCAGCUCAAAAAUCUCCUGUUCCGCCAUCGCCACAGGCUCAACCGCAAGGUGUGCAGAUGUCUCCGCAGAUGGCCGGUCAAAACCGCAAUGUUAUGGCGAGGCAACAACAAAUGCCCAACGGCCAGAUGCCGUCGGGCGCGAUGCGUCCUCAGCCAGGCCAGCCAAUUCCACCUCAGCCUGGCAUGCAACGAGGUCCACCUGGAGCUCCCGAGUUUUUAGAAAAGCUUUCUCAGUUUAUGUCUAAACAAGGGCAGCCGCUUGACCCGAAUCCAAUCAUCGACAACCGACCAAUCAGCCUGUGGAAUCUCAGGCAAGCCGUUGGUAAGCAUGGUGGGUAUCGCAACGUGACGCAGAGCAACCUGUGGCCCAAUGUGUCAAACGCGCUGGGUAUGCAUCCUAUGCAGUUCCAGAUGGCGCCGGCACAACUUCGACAGAUCUAUGAGAGGAACCUGCUUAGGUUUGACGACUACAUGGCUCAAGGCCGCGCAAAGCAAAUGCAACAGGCGCAACAACAGUCACAACAACAUCCAGGUAUGCCUGGUCACGUCCAGACCCCCGGUACACCCACGAAACCCGGUAUGCCCGGGCAGAUGCCGCCAGGCUCAGUCAUGAGCCAGCCGGGUCAGCCACCUCACUUGGUGCAGGGUCAGCCGCCGGCUCCAGGGAAGCAGGGGCAACCGCCCAUCAUGAAUGGUUUCUCAAGCACGGCAGUGCAGCCUCAGCCGCACCCAGCUGCGAUGCAGGGUCACGCGAGGAACAGCCUCUCCCGCAGUAUGCAAGGGACGCCGACCCGUGAUGAUUUCCCAGGGCAAUCCCCUUUGCCAGCCAAAGCCGUGAGAUCCUCACUUUCGGGUCCUUCGCCUCUUGACCCCGGUCCUAAGAGAGAACCUAUUCCAGCCGAAGAUCCUUCUGUUUAUAAGCCCAUCGUGCGACAAUGGAAGGAGAACGAGUACGCAGGCGUUUACUAUGGCGAAUCCUUUGAGCUUGUCACACAACGGUUGAGAGAGCUCCGGCCAGAUAUUCCGCCUCUAGCCGCCCUUGGCAACAUUGAUUUGCAUGCUCUUUGCAGAAGCCUCCAGUCUGGCAUCCGUGCCGAGGUCCGUGUGGCACUUGAUACAAUCGCCACAUUCACCGCCAGCGAAGCCCGCCAAUUUCAAGUUGACCUUAAUCAGGCUGGCGAGCUCAUUGAAUGCUUAUUGGAAUGUGCCGAAGAUCAACUUGAUGUCCUGGUCGACAACACUGUAGAGGUCUCUGACGAGAUCCUAAUCACCAAUUACGAGGAUGUCAUCCGUGCAUGCCACUUCGAGAACUCAACUAUGCACGAUGAGCCUACGCCGGGGUCAGAGGAAUACGAGCUGGACCGAGCUGUUGACCGCUUGUUGUGUAUUACUACAAUCAUUCGCAACAUGUCUUUUGGGAUCGUCGAGCAGGACGAAGUUCGUACCCGGUCAGUCCUUGCUGAGGAAGAAGUAGUUAAAUUCUUGUGCACCCUGAUACGAUAUCUCGGUACCAGGAACAUGUUACUUCGGACUCACCGCAAUACCCUCGACUUGAUGAAGGAUGUCGUAACUAUCCUUUCCAACAUAUCGACUUGCGUCGAAAUCUCGGAAAGAGAACACGCAUACUGUUUCCUUCAGUUUGCUCUAGCGUUUGCGCCUGCGCCUGCGCCUAAUCUCACCGCCGAUUACCUUCACUUCCCGCCCUACAACCCUAAGCUUCACACAUAUCUACCGGUGGCCAUCGAAGCCUUUUCGAAGCUUCUAGUCAGCAAAGAGCAGAACAGAAGUCAUUUCGCAGCUAUUCUGGCUGGAGACAUGUCUCAAUCAGUGCCAUAUGAGCUCUUGACCCGUUGCUUUGGCCUGGCUAUCUCAUUGAUACCCGAGCAAAGCCUUGAUGUCAAUAGGGCACCGGUUCCCGAGGCGCGAAAGCCUGCGUUGAUGCAAGGUCUGCUAGUAGCGCAAACCAUCCUCAGCCUUGCGCCUAGUCAUGAUUCAGAAGUUGUUCGAGCAUGGCUGUCGAGUGGGUGCGACUUUGUCCAGAAUCUCCACAGGCUCACGUGGCACAUGUGCCAGCAGUUUGAAUAUAUCAAAGAGAAAGUUCAUCAACAGCCGAGGACUGGCCAUGGUCGCAACCGGGGACCCCCUCCACUACCACACCAAGCAUACGACUGUCUGUAUCUGGCCGCUUUGAGUUCAUCGAUAUUAAGACGUCUUGCCGAGAAGGCAAGAGAUCCAGCCGAUCCGCAGGGGUCCAUACCGCCCAAAGUCGUGCCGAGCAACGACUUGGUCUGUGAACUACUCAAGCUUCCUUCGGAAGAAUGGACAAAACCUGAUGUUCGUGUUUUGCAACAACUUGUUGCGGCGGCCUCUUUGGAUGAUUGA